This is a messenger RNA of Nycticebus coucang (slow loris), 1292 nucleotides long. It is a transcript of the gene FAM50A, whose product is annotated as family with sequence similarity 50 member A. The transcript has 13 exons. Gene Ontology annotation, cellular component: nucleus. The record is from RefSeq and is a predicted model, not a curated record. Bases 81 to 1100 code for a protein of 339 amino acids. NCBI's taxonomy places the organism in Eukaryota, Metazoa, Chordata, Mammalia, Primates, Lorisidae. Gene Ontology annotation, biological process: chromatin organization.
UCAGCUGACUGCAAGGCAGCCGCCGCUGCCGCCGCCGGCGCUUCUGAGAGUUUGCCGCUGUCGUAGCCGCCGCCGCCGCCAUGGCUCAGUACAAGGGCGCCGCGAGCGAGGCUGGCCGCGCCAUGCACCUGAUGAAGAAGCGGGAGAAGCAGCGCGAGCAAAUGGAGCAGAUGAAGCAGCGGAUCGCGGAGGAGAACAUAAUGAAGUCCAACAUUGACAAGAAGUUCUCUGCGCACUAUGAUGCUGUCGAGGCCGAGCUCAAGUCCAGCACUGUGGGUCUGGUGACCCUGAAUGACAUGAAGGCCAAGCAGGAGGCGCUGGUGAAGGAGCGAGAGAAGCAGCUGGCUAAGAAGGAGCAGUCCAAGGAACUGCAGCUGAAGCUGGAGAAGCUUCGAGAGAAGGAACGCAAGAAAGAGGCUAAGCGGAAGAUCUCUAGCCUGUCCUUCACUCUGGAGGAAGAAGAAGAGGGAGGCGAGGAGGAGGAAGAGGUGGCCAUGUAUGAGGAGGAGCUGGAAAGGGAAGAGAUCACCACAAAGAAGAGGAAAUUGGGGAAGAACCCAGAUGUGGACACAAGCUUUUUGCCUGACCGAGACCGUGAGGAGGAGGAGAAUCGGCUCCGGGAAGAGCUACGGCAGGAGUGGGAGGCCAAGCAGGAGAAGAUCAAGAGUGAGGAGAUUGAAAUCACCUUUAGUUACUGGGAUGGCUCUGGGCACCGUCGGACUGUCAAGAUGAAAAAGGGCAACACAAUGCAGCAGUUCCUGCAGAAGGCGCUAGAGAUCCUUCGUAAAGACUUCAGUGAGCUCAGGUCAGCAGGGGUAGAGCAGCUCAUGUACAUCAAGGAGGACUUAAUCAUCCCCCAUCAUCACAGCUUCUACGACUUCAUCGUCACCAAAGCGCGAGGAAAGAGUGGGCCACUCUUUAAUUUUGAUGUUCAUGAUGAUGUACGGCUGCUCAGUGACGCCACAGUGGAGAAGGAUGAGUCGCACGCAGGCAAGGUGGUGCUGAGGAGCUGGUAUGAGAAGAACAAGCACAUCUUCCCUGCCAGCCGCUGGGAACCCUAUGAUCCUGAGAAGAAGUGGGACAAGUACACGAUCCGCUGAGCACCCAGGACACAGUGUGGCCUUGGCUCUUCAGCUCUCCUGGUGCAGCCCAUACUGUCUCUGGGACCCCAGGGCCCCGCUCCCCUCUGCCCAGGUUGGGUGCACUGGGAGGAUAGGAGCUGCUCAUAGCCUGCUGCAGCACUGUCAUUGCCCUCUUUCUUGUAUAAUAAAGAAAUGCACGUGUCAGAGCUA